Lactuca saligna is the source of this 912-nucleotide messenger RNA. NCBI's taxonomy places the organism in Eukaryota, Viridiplantae, Streptophyta, Magnoliopsida, Asterales, Asteraceae. The record is from the annotation of a GenBank genome assembly.
AUGGACAUCACCUCACUUUCUUGUAAUUUGAUUAUUAUACAGAUUUAUUCUGAGCAAAUUGGAAAUGUGAUGAUAGAUGCUCGUUCUACAGGAAAAUAUUAUCAUUUUGUACGCCUAAUGGGACGUGCUGCUUCCCACAUUACAUUACAGUGUGCUCUGCAAACUCAUUCAAACAUCACUCUUAUUGGGGAGGAGGUUGCCUCUGAGAAGCUGACUUUGAAAAAUGUUACAGAUUACAUAGCGGAUGUAAUUUGUAAACGUGAAGGUCUUGGUUAUAACUAUGGUGUCGUACUCAUACCUGAAGGACUUAUUGAUUUCAUUCUUGAGGUGCAACAACUUAUUUCGGAACUAAAUGAAAUUUUGGCGAGUGGAAUUCUAGACGAGAGUGGCAAAUGGAAAGAGAAGCUUAUUCCUCAGUCUCUACAGCUUUUUGAGAUACUUCCUCCUACAAUUCAAGAUCAAUUGAUGCUUGAAAGGGAUCCCCAUGGAAUUGUUCAGAAAAUGCUUAUGCAAAUGGUUGAAAGUGAAUUAGAGAAGAGGAAGCAAGUGGGCCAAUAUGCAUGCCACUUUAAAGGCCAGUCCCAUUUUUUCGGUUAUGAAGGACGAUGUGGUUUGCCAUCAAACUUUGACUCUUCUUACUGUUAUGCAUUGGGUUAUGGUGCUGGAGCUCUACUCCAGGGUGGUAAAUCCGGACUAAUAUCUUCCGUUGGAAAUUUGAGUGCACCCGUGGAAGAAUGGACUGUUGGUGGAACUCCAUUGACUUCUUUAAUGGACGUGGAAAGGAGACAUGGUAAAUUCAAGUCUGUGAUAAAGAAGGCGAUGGUUGAGCUUGAUGGUCCCAUUCAGUUUGUUGGAGCGGAAGCUGAUAGAGCCAACCACACUUUGUUGUUGGAGCUUGGAAUCCAGGUCUAA